This is a messenger RNA of Amoebophrya sp. A25, 3143 nucleotides long. Lineage: Eukaryota; Dinophyceae; Syndiniales; Amoebophryaceae. The record is from the annotation of a GenBank genome assembly.
GUUCUACACUUGCUACACCAUUUUCAAUUCUACACCAAGAGUUAGUUCCUGUGUAGGUCCUCGACGAAAAUAAUGGCGACGAAGACUAACGAAUCGGGGAAUAAAUUGUCUGACUAUGAGCUUGGCGAGGUGCUUGGACGCGGAAAGCACUGCACGGUUCAUGCGGCAAAAACGCGCGAAGGUUACGACCACUAAGUGAGUUUCACUUCAGAAACAAAAUCGAUUUAGAUCAUAUUUAAGACUAGUACGUAAUAGAAAGAAAGUAGAAGCAGAUGACGUUGCGAGGCCAACAGUAGGCAAUCAUGCAUGAUAGCAGGUAAAAGGAAUGAUGCUAAUUCUUCUUCGACACAGCCCAUUCGCUCUAAAUCUAGGUCUUCCACCUCCUCUGAGGAGAGAGCUUUGAACAAGCUGAAGCUAGUCACAAUUUUUAUAAGAAGAGUCGUUUCAUCUUGAGUUCUAAGGCCAAAGAGACUAUUUAUCAGAGUGCUAUCCUUCUCUAACAACUCGAGGAUCGUGCUUUGAAGCUAGUUCCAAAGAACAAGCUACCACCGGCAAAGGCCGAACGCGUGACUACUGAGAUCGUAGUCCAUUCUCAGCUUCGGCACAAGGGAAUUUUGGACAUACACCAUGCUUUCGAGGACAAGGACUAUCUGGUCAUGGUCCUGCAGAAGGGCGAACCUGUUCUGCAGACGGGAAAGAAAUUUACUUUACGGUAACUGAUUAUAUAUUAUACUUCACUGUAACUGAGAAGAGGGAAAUUAUAGUUGAUUGAUGAUCUUUGUCUUGUUCUGGUUCUUUCUAGUCAAGUGGCCCACCACAAUUUAUGGGCUUAAGACACAGAGAGAUACAGUCUAUGGUGACUCAUGCAGUUGGCUGAUGAUGAUGAUGAUGAUGAUAGAUACUAACGAAAAGUAUGGACGUGAACUUGUAAUUGUAUUGUCGUAUAUGUGACUAAUGAAAAGUGUGAGGAGGAAAUUCAUUCGAACGUUGCUUUGUUGCUACGACGAAGAAUUCUUGCCCCUCUCUAAUGGCAGAAGCAAAGCUCCGCCUCCUGUUGGCAGAAGUGCUGAAGGCAUUGCUAUGGCCCUACAUCAUCUUCAAGUGAGCAAAUCUUCUCACAAAGAAGAAACUAGCAAUACUAUUCGUCACAAACAGUUUAUUGACUGUUGUUCUUGAAAAACAGAAAAUUCAACUCCUGCUACUGAUUACAGACAGUUUGAAUAUUAAAUGUGAGCUGAGCAAGAACUGAAUUCUCGUUGAAAUUUGAAAUGUGACCCGAGCAAGAACUGAAUCCUCCACGGAAUGAGUUUACUCUCUAAUUUUAGAGUAUUUGCAUGCGUUGAGGUAUGUGCAUGGCAGCGUGGCAAUCGAAAACUUGAUUAUGGUGGAGAAUGCGGUCAAAUUAGCGUUAAGAAAAUGUUUGUUGAAUCUUGUGGUGCCUUUUUAUAGCAUAGAGUAGAUUGAGCUUGACGCACUUAACGCUAACGGAGAGGCAGUUAAGGCACUUUUUAAGGGAGAGACAGCUGAGGCACUUAAGGGAGAGACAGUUGAGGCACCUAAAGGGAGGCGAGUUUGAGGCACUUAGGGGAGAGACAGUUGAGGCACUUGAGGGGAGGCGAGUUUGAGGCACUUUUUAAGGGAGAGACAGUUGAGGCACUUAAGGGGAGGCGAGUUUGAGGCACUUAGCGGAGAGGCAGUUGAGGUACGUAAGGGCAGGCGAGUUUGAGGCACUUAGCUGAGAGGCAGUUAAGGCACUUAAGGGGAGGCGAGUUUGAGGCACUUAGCGGAGAGGCAGUUAAGGCACUUAAGGGGAGGCGAGUUUGAGGUACGUAAGGGGGGGGCGAGUUUGAGGCACUUAGCGGAGAGGCAGUUACGGCACUUAAGGGAAGGCGAGUUUGAGGCACUUAAGGGGAGACGAGUUUGAGGCACUUAAGGGGAGGCGGGUUUGAGGCGCUUAAGGGGCGCGGGCUUGAGGCACUUAACGGAGAAACAGCUGAGGCACUUAACGGAGAAACAGCUGAGGCACUUGACGGAGGAACAGCUGAGGCACUCAGCAGAGAUGUAGCUGAGGCACUUAAGGGGCAGGCUUUUGAGGCACUCAAGGGGCCGGCCUUCGAGGCACUUAUGGGAGGGGAGUUUGAAACACUUAAAAGAGAGGACUCCGCAGCGCUUAACGGAGCGCAAUUUGAAACACUUAACGGAGCGCAACUUGAAACACUUAAGGGAGAGGAAUUUGCAGUACUUAAGGGAGAGGAAUUUGUGGCACUUAAGAGAGGGGGGAAUACAGCACUGAAAAGAAGGGGUUUUGCAGCACUUAACUAACAACAUUUUGAAACACUUAAGGAAGAGGAAUUUGAAACACUUAACAGACGGGAGUGUCCUACACUUAAGCAGCGGCUAUUUGAAACACUUAACGGACGGGAAUUUGCAGCACUCACGGAAGGGGAAUCAGCAACGGGUACCAGAGCGGGUUUCGCAGCGGAUGAUGGGGUGUUCGAGAGAUGAAUAGCAGAGCGGCGUCUUAUUUUCCUCUAAAAAGCGACUUUUCCAGCGUGGCUCGAUUCCAAGACCCGCGUGAUGCAGCACAAGGCACGCUAGCUGCUGCACAAGUAAACAUUUUCUCCAUUGAUAGAUUGAUCUCAGGAGUGUAGCUACGUAUCUUCAUUUUUCCUUGAUCCACCAUCUCCACCCUCUGUUGCAUAAGAAAACUUUACAAUGACUUACCUCAACAUCGACAUUUCGCAAUUUCUCUUGUCCACCAACUACAGCAUCCGAGUCGCGAUCUUUAUCAAUUGGGCAGUUGUGGAGCUUCUUUGUUAAUCGAAAACGCGGAUCCAGUAGUAACUCGAAAUGAAUUUCCGAGUUUUAUGAUGACACAGUGGUACUAGUUUUAGUUUUUCAUCAUCGAAUGGGCAUGUAGCAGGGUAGGACAAGAACAAAACCGCAACUCAGGAUGACGAGAAUCAAACUCAGUUCAACCACCUCUAAGAAUGACAUUUCUCGACGAUGCAUCUCUUGUCUGGAACUGAUGCAGAGACCUGAUAGCACAGCAACUGAUGCUUUGGCGCAUCCGUUUUUCUUGACUAUCGCAAGCAUUCCUAGAAUCUCCUAUGAUCCACGGAAUGAGGAAAUACCAGCAGAGG